AUGGACGGCUUCCAGAGCGAUGGUCAGGCAAAGGAAAUCUUGGCUCCUUUCCAUGCGGACCCCGCCUUCGACGGCAAGAUGCACCUUGUCAACAACGCCUUGGAUGAGAUUGGAUGGACUGGAUAUCAUUGGAAGUUGUUCACCUUGACCGGCUUUGGAUACGCUGUUGACGCCCUGCAACUCUCUCUACAAGGAAUCAUUGCGGUACAGGCUGUUUAUGAGUUUGAGCCUUCCUACCAGAAGGGACUCACCAUUGCCUUGUACGUGGGUAUGCUGGUGGGCGCUCUAUUCUGGGGAGCUUCUGCCGACAUUAUCGGCCGCAAGAUUGCAUUCAAUAUUUCGCUGUUCAUCUGCUCAAUCUUCACCAUCGCCGCAGGAGCUGCCCCAAACUGGGUAGUCCUAGGACUGUUCGUCGCAUUGGCUGCCUUUGGCGCAGGCGGAAAUCUGAUCCUUGAUACGACCGUUUUCCUGGAAUACUUGCCGUCAAACAAACAGUUCCUUGUCAGCUGCUUGGCCGCCUGGUGGGGUAUCGGAUGCACUCUUGCUGGACUGGUCGCCUGGGGUUUCAUGACAAAUUACAGCUGUUCAGACCCAACCUCACCCCCGUAUGCCAAAUGCACCAAGGCUAGUAACAUGGGCUGGAGAUACGAGAUGUACACCAUGGGCAGCAUAAUAUUCGCCAUGAGUGUGGCGCGCGUCACUGUCAUCCGACUUCAGGAGACGCCCAAGUUUCUCCUCGGCCAAGGCAAGGACGCUGAAGUGGUUUCAAACCUCAAAUCUCUCGCCACCAAGUACAAUCGGUCUUGCUCUAUCACUCUGGAGCAGCUCGAUGCAUGCGGCGUUGUCCAUACUGCACAUGCAAAGAGAGCUUUCUCAUUUGGCGAGCUUUGGAUUCACGUACGCAGCCUUUUCUUGUCAAAGACGGUUGCCUACACCACGGUCCUGAUCUGGCUUUCAUGGUCUAUGAUUGGGUUGGCGUAUCCUCUCUUCAACGUCUUUCUACCUUACUACCUUUCGAGCCGCGGCGUAUCUUUUGGUGUGACCAGCACGUACGAGACAUGGAGAAACUACGCCCUGGUCCAAGUGUGUGGCAUAUUUGGACCAAUAGUCGGUGGCUACAUGUCGAACGUACGCGUGCUCGGUCGUCGAUAUACCAUGGUGAUUGGAGCCUUGAUCACAAUGGCCUUCUUCUUCGCCUAUGCCCAGGUUGAAUCACAAGCUGAGAACGUCGCCUACAGCUGCAUGAUAUCUUUCACACUGGAGAUAUACUAUGCCGUUCUUUACGGCUUCACGGCCGAGACCCUACCGUCCGCUCACCGUGCAACAGGCAAUGGCAUAGCCGUUGCGUUUUGUCGCCUUCUGGGUGCCAUGUCUGCGGUCAUAGCGACUGAGGCAAACACCGCGACUUCAGCUCCAGUGUUCAUCUGCGCUGCACUCUACGGCGCCCUGGCGUUGUGUGCGUUCUUGUUCCCAUUGGAGCCAUACGGAAGGAGGGCUUCGUAA
Messenger RNA from Exophiala viscosa, 1503 nucleotides. RefSeq names its product putative MFS transporter. The record is from RefSeq and is a predicted model, not a curated record. Gene Ontology annotation, molecular function: transmembrane transporter activity. Gene Ontology annotation, cellular component: membrane. The transcript has 5 exons. Lineage: Eukaryota; Fungi; Ascomycota; Eurotiomycetes; Chaetothyriales; Herpotrichiellaceae. The coding region runs from base 1 to 1503 and encodes 500 amino acids. Gene Ontology annotation, biological process: transmembrane transport.